AUGGAGGGUGAGGAAAGGCCUGCCAUGGCGAGGUCGAGCCGUCUGACGGCCCUUCAGGAGCAGCUCAUCUGGGCCCUGCUAGAAUCGGGCCUGUCUCGGGAAGUCUUGAUCCAUGCAAUGGGGGAACUAGAGCGAGACAGGGCGAAUGGAACAGACAAAGGAGAGCGGGGGGACGGGGAAAGCUCCGAGGAAGGAGAGAUGGAUUACCCACCACCGAUAUUCCGAGAUUUGGAGAAGCUUGCCCCAGAAGAGGCAGCCAAACUGAGGGCUGAAGUCGAACGGCUCCUGCAAGAGGACCCAUGGCAUGUUGCAAAAAUGGUGAAAAGCUACAUGCAACAACACAAUCUCCCCCAAAGAGAAGUGGUAGAGUCCACAGGACUUAAUCAAUCGCACCUCUCCCAGCAUCUCAACAAAGGCACACCUAUGAAGAACCAGAAGAGAGCCGCACUGUACAGCUGGUACGUCAAGAAGCAGUGCGAAAUCAGCCAGCAAUUCACCAAUGCCAAACAUGGCCUCACAUCAUUGGAGGAGCCAGGUGAUGACUCCAGGAGGGGUCGGAGGAACAGAUUCAAAUGGGGCCCAGCUUCCCUGCAAAUCCUUUUCCAUGCUUACGAACGGCAAAAAAACCCUAGCAAAGAGGAGAGAGAAGGUUUAGUGGAGGAGUGUAACAGGGCAGAGUGUCUCCAAAGAGGAGUAUCCCCUUCACAGCUUGCUGGUCUGGGGUCAAACCUGGUCACAGAAGUCAGGGUGUACAACUGGUUUGCAAACCGCCGAAAAGAAGAGGCUUUCCGGCACAAACUGGCUCUUGAUGGGCCAUUUACCAGCCAUUCGGGUUCUUCUUCAAACCACCUUUCUUCUAGUCCAGAACUCAGUGCCAAAUACAGUCAUCAAAUCCAAUGUGAGACCCUGAACUCAGCCAGAGCUAGUGGAGGGGAAAAUGUGGGACGUCUUGUGGCAAGUCCUGUCCAGCUGGAGCCAAGCCACACACUCCUUGAGAGCCACCAUCCCAAACUGGUUUCCAGUGGAGGCCCACUUCCCCCUGUAAGCACUCUGACCUCACUUCACAGUUUGUCCUCAUCGCCUGCAUCUUCGCAAGGCCUAAUCAUGGCUUCCCUGCCUAGUGUCAUGAGCCUUGGAGAGUCUUCACUUCUCAUUGGCCUAGCUUCAACACAACCUCAAACGGUACCAGUCAUAAACAACAUGGGAGGUGGCUUUACAACUCUGCAGCCAAUCUCAUUCCAGCAGCAGAUUCACACCCAACAACCAAUGCCACAACAGCUCCAGAGUCAUAUGGGUGCCAGUCCAUUUAUGGCUACCAUGGCACAACUGCCAAGUCACAUGUAUAACAAGACUGAUUCGUCUCAGUAUGCUGGGUCCAGUCUGCUAUCGCAAGCCAUGGUAAUCACUGAUAGCAGUAGUCUGGGGACAUUAACCAGCCUCACUUCUGUCAGACAGAUUCUAACAACAGAUCCAGAGGAGCAGACAGAUCCUUCAUUGCAGGAAAAUUCUCUGCACCUGCAGUCUCACACACCUGUACCAGCAUCAAGCCAGAGCCCAGAGCUCUAUCCUGCCUCCCAGACAACAGACAACCACCCGUCUCAUCUCUUGUCAACUUCACCGACAGACAUUAGCUCUUACAUUCCUGCACAAAUGGUCUCUACAGCACAGUAG
Molecule: messenger RNA, 1671 nt
Organism: Nerophis lumbriciformis (worm pipefish)
Lineage: Eukaryota; Metazoa; Chordata; Actinopteri; Syngnathiformes; Syngnathidae
Source: RefSeq, a predicted model, not a curated record